CGCCCCGGCGGCUCCUGCCGACCGUUGGGGCGGCCUGCAGAAGUCCCUCCCUCAGGCCCCAGCCUCCACCUCUAAACCGCUCUUGUGGCGGCGAUCCAUGUGGGGGUUCAGGCUCCUGCGGUCGCCGGCGCUGCUGCUCCUGCUGCCGCAGCUCGGAAUCAGAGACGCCUCAUCGCGCUCUCAGGCCGGAACCAUGAACCCGGGCGGCAGCGGCGGUGCGCGAUGUUCCCCGUCGGCCGAGGGGCGCCGCCAGCAGUGCCUGCAGCUGUCCGCCGUGCCGGGAGCCGAUCCUCAGCGCAGCAACGAGUUACUCCUGCUGGCGGCGGCGGGGGAGGGACAGGAGCGUCGGGACCUCCCUGGGGACCGGGCGAAGGAGGAGCCGCAAUCGCCGCCACAGCAUCACGUCCUCUAUUUCCCGGGGGAUGUGCAGAAUUACCAUGAAAUUAUGACUCGUCAUCCUGAGAAUUAUCAGUGGGAAAACUGGAGUCUAGAAAAUGUUGCCACCACUUUAGCCCACCGGUUCCCCAAUAGUUAUAUUUGGGUGAUAAAGUGUUCCCGAAUGCAUUUGCACAAAUUUAGCUGCUAUGACAAUUUUGUGAAGUGCAACAUGUUUGGUGCCCCAGAACACAGUACUGACUUUGGAGCUUUUAAGCACCUUUAUACAUUAUUAGUUAAUGCUUUUAACUUAAGUCAAAACAGUUUGCUAUCAAAGAAGAAUGUGAAUGUUUGGAAUAAGGACUCCAAAGCAUCUAAUUGUAGAUCUAGUUCUUCUCCUACUACGAAUGGUUGCCAGGGAGAAAAAGAGAGGAACUGUGAACAAUUUGAUGAGUCUGUCAUGAGUUUUUACCCACCAUCACUAAAUGGUGCAUCUUUUACUUUGAUUGGAUUCAGUAAAGGUUGUGUUGUUUUGAAUCAGUUGCUUUUUGAAUUGAAAGAAGCCAAGAAAGACAAGAACAUAGAUACUUUUAUCAAAAGCAUAAGAACGAUGUACUGGCUGGAUGGUGGUCACUCUGGAGGAAGCAAUACUUGGGUAACUUAUCCAGAAGUCUUAAAAGAAUUUGCACAAACAGGAAUUAUCGUGCACACCCAUGUGACACCUUACCAAGUACGUGAUCCAAUGAGAUCUUGGAUUGGAAAGGAGCACAAGAAAUUUGUUCAGAUACUUGGGGAUUUUGGUAUGCAGGUGACUAGCCAAAUUCAUUUUACAAAGGAAGCUCCUUCCAUAGAGAAUCACUUCAGGGUUCAUGAAGUAUUUUGAGACUACAAGAAUAUAACAUACUUGUUCAGUGGAAGAGCAUAAGCACUUUGUUAUAAAUUCAGAUAAUGAGAUGUAACUCAGAUGCAUUGUCAGUUUGGGGGUUGGUGGGGGGAAGCACACAUUCCUAAAAUAUGAGUGCAAUGUGCAAUAGUAUUCCUUGCUUGUGAAUGUGAACAGUUUUUAAUUUGGAUUGGGUUAGAGUUAGUUAAUCUGAAAUCUAAAAACAUGGGUUGUGAUAAUCCUAUGAGUAGAUAUAGGACCCUUAAGAAUUAAAGUAAGUUAUGAUGUAAUCUUUAUAAAAGGUAACUACAGUUGUUCUUGUUGGAAAUAGUUGAUUUUCUGAGUAAUAUUUUAAAUCAAUUUUGGUGACAUUAUAACAGUAAUUAGCUAGUUUGGCACUCAAAACUUGAAUGGAAACACUUCAUUUGUCUUCAAAGCAGAGGAACACUGAUGUUUUCCAUCAUAUUGGAAUAACUGUACCCUGCCUCUUGUGUUUUAGAAAUUCAUUCUUUAAUGUGCCACCAUUUUUUUUUCUUGAGGGUCAAACCAUUUCCAAAUGCCAAGAACAUGCGAUAGUGUAAGAUUUGGUUUUGAGAAACAUAUUACACUUCAGCUCUGUGGCUUAAUUUUUAAUUGACAGUUUUUGGGGUUUUUUUUUUUUUUUUUGUCUUUUUGUGACUGGUAAGGGGAUCGCAACCCUUGGCUUGGUGUCGCCCGGACCGCGCUCAGCCAGUGAGCGCACCGGCCGUUCCUAUAUAGGAUCCGAACCCACGGCGGGAGUGCCGCUGCGCUCCCAAGCGCUGCACUCUUCCGAGUGCGCCACGGGGCCGGCCCUAAUUGACAGUUUUUAAUUGAUUAUUUCAGAUAAAACAUUUUGUGGUUUCUCGAAUCUUGGCCAAAAAUCAGUUGUUUUGGGAAAUGGAGCAUAAUUAUGUAUAUUGGAUAAAAUACACUAGAGCUGAUUUCAAAUUUUUCAUUAUAAUCAGUCUUUUGAAAGAGAUCAGCUUAGUUAGGUAAAAUAAAUAUAUAAUGCUCUACUUGUUAGUGCUCUAUUGAAAAGGAGACAGAUUCUACAGAUCUACAUCAAUGUGUCUCCAGAAGUAUGAUUUUGUCUGCCAAAAGAAAAUAGCUCUCUUUGGCCAAAAUGCAAAAUUAUAUUGCUAUAAGAAAAGUUACAAGGGAAAGUUUGAAGAUACAAAUGAUUUAAUUUUGGCUCAGAAACUGAAUUUGCUUAACACUGCUACAUAAUUUGGGUGAAGUUUCCUUCUGCCCGUUUUUUUUUGACCUAGAUAGAUACAUUUUGAGAAAUCAAGAUCUAAUGAAUGUCAACCAACAUCGAAACAUAGCUGUGUGAUUACAGUAAAAGGUAAGCACUUUUUUGUUGUUUAUUAAUAAUUAGCUUUUGCAGGUUAUGAAUUAACUAAGCAGGGAAGUAACAUGCUGCUUUAGGACUGAAAAAAAUAAGACACUGAAGCUUAAUAUCUUAAUGAUCCAGAAGGGGCUGGUCACUUAGCUCACGUGGUUAGAGCAUGGUGCUGAUAACACCAAGGUCCAGGGUUCGAUCCCUGUAUAGGCCAGCUGCCAAAAAGGCCCCAAAACUAUUUAAUGACCCAGAAGACCUAUAUUUAUAAAAUAUAGAAUACAAAUGUUGAUUUUUUUGGUUUCUUCCCAGAAUUAAAUUUUAAUGACUAUAAGUACAUUCCAAAUAUAAAGACUCAUGAAAAAGGAUUCUUACUUCAAAUGCUUAAAAAUAAAAAUCCCUUUUUGGUGUUUUAACAUUUAAUUAUAUGAACUACAGAACAAUAUCUCUAAAUGGUUCUUUUUUCUUUCUUUUUCUAAAAGACAAAGUAGUUUUAUAUUGCUUCGGUUUCUUUAAAUACCUACUGUUUCUUUUGAGACCAAAAAUUCCCAUCAGGGAAAUAAGUCAGCCUGAUUCUUAGAUUUUACAUAUUACCUUGCCUUUAAGCUCUAUGAUUGGGUGGCUUUUUAAAAUUUGUUUAACAAUCCUUGGUUAAAUUCACAAAUAGCUAAUGUAAUAUAGCUGUUACUGAAUGCUCUAAGGAGGGGGGAAGGAAAGACAUUUCUUUUCACAGUAUUAACUGAAAUGGAAAAGACUUUCAGCAGAAAAAUUCAUUUAAAAAAUCUUUGGUCUUUAAAAAUCUGGGUUCUUCAGCUAUGUGAAUGCUUAAUUGUAAUUGUUAUAUGUUGAAUGAAUAUUAAGAAUAACUCACUGGGCACCUAGAACAUCAAAAUGAGAAUGCUGAAAAGUAAAAAUAUUUUUUGGAAUGAAAAUAUAUUCAUGUUGAUCCAUAUUCAAAUGUUUUCUGUUUAAUAUUUCAAAUUGGUCCUUUCUCCACAUUUGUUUAAUACUGUUAUUGUAAAUGUUAGUGUAACCUUUUGGAUUGUGCCUUUGUCAUGAAAGAGUCAAUUGAGAAAAGUAGUCCAACAAAUAAUGUUAAAGUUGUUACCACCAAAGCAUGAAUGUAUAAUUGUAUUAAAAUUAAUAAUCCACAGAA
Cynocephalus volans (Philippine flying lemur) is the source of this 3774-nucleotide messenger RNA. RefSeq names its product chromosome 1 C2orf69 homolog (gene C1H2orf69). The record is from RefSeq and is a predicted model, not a curated record. The transcript has 2 exons. Bases 98 to 1258 code for a protein of 386 amino acids. NCBI's taxonomy places the organism in Eukaryota, Metazoa, Chordata, Mammalia, Dermoptera, Cynocephalidae. Gene Ontology annotation, cellular component: mitochondrion.